AUGGUAGACUAUGUCUCCUCAGAUCAUAUAUAUGGAGUGGUAGGGAAAUCCUCCUCCGGAGUUGAUGGUGAAAACCUCUUCCAUGUAGCGGAGUUGAUGACUAUGGGUCUGACUGGUUUAACCGCUGCGGUUGCGCAACAAUACCGGGCAAGAGAAUUCACCUCGUACUCGGAGUUGAUGCAAAUCCUCCUUGUGGCUGAAAAAAAUAAUCAGCUUGUGAUGUUAAACCAUCAGCUCCGUCCAACUGGAUCUGCGCCAUUCCCUGAAGCGAAUGUUGCGUCAUCCAGUCACACUAAAAAGCCUGAACAUGAACGCAGACACGGCAAAGGCCGUGUCGCGGUCGAGGUCGUGGACGUGGAAGAGAAAGUGAUGAUGGUCGAGCGGUAA
Molecule: messenger RNA, 387 nt
Organism: Microthlaspi erraticum
Lineage: Eukaryota; Viridiplantae; Streptophyta; Magnoliopsida; Brassicales; Brassicaceae
Source: the annotation of a GenBank genome assembly